UUUUUUCAUUGGGCGACUGUCACAGAGGGAGAGAGAGAGAGAGAACAGACAUCAGAGAGAGGAGAACGUGAUUGGAUGCCAGCGCUGGAGUCAAAAAACAAAGCAUCUUGUUAGUUUUAGUAGUUGUCAUGGGCCCUUGGGGGUCGAUCACAGCUGACUCACAGAGGAACCAAGAGUGUGGAGAGAACAUCCACACUUCUGACAAGGAAAUCGGGAGCGUUUGGGGUUUGUAAAGGACGUCCCAGGAAGACCUAAGAGGACACCGUUUUUUGAUACUGAAAAUGAAGAGACCUCACGACUACAGCUCCCCCGACUCCGACACUGACGAGUUCAUCGACGUGGGGCAAGAAGACGGCUACGGCGCUGUGACUGGUUCCAUGUCCCCCGGUAGCGCGUCGCAGGUCCUGGCCCGAAAGAAGAGAAGAGGGAUCAUAGAGAAGAGGAGGAGAGACAGGAUCAACCACAGCCUUUCCGAGCUCAGGAGAUUGGUCCCGAGCGCGUUCGAGAAGCAGGGUUCGUCGAAACUGGAGAAAGCGGAGAUUCUGCAGAUGACGGUGGAUCACCUCAAACUGCUUCACGCCAUGGGAGGAAAAGGUUACUUUGACGCCCGAGCUCUGGCCGUAGACUACAGGACCCUCGGCUUCAGGGAGUGCGUGGGGGAGGUGGUGCGGUACCUCAGCUCGCUGGAGGGGGAGUCAGCGGACCCCAUCGCUGCCCGCCUCGUGUCCCACCUCUCCCACUGUGCCAGCGAGUUAGACCCCAUCCUGCUCCAGCCCGCCCCAGCCUCCGCCGUGCCCUUUGCCCCCUGGCCGUGGCCCACCUUCCCUCCGCUGUCUCCUGCGCCUCCCGCUUCAUCGUCACCCCCGUUUCACCGCCGGGAUCUGGCUUUGUUGGGGGCGUACUCUCCACCCGUGUCUCUUCGUCUCAACCCUCCUCCUCCGCCUCCUCCUCUCGUCGCUCCGCCCGCCCUGACUACCUCCGUCCCCCGUGUGUCGUCCUCCCUCACCCCGUCCCCGCUCCACAGAGGAACACAGCCGCCCCAUCACAGCGUGUCCAACGUCUCGCCGGGUCCACUGUCCCCGCCGACGUCUUCGUCCGCCUCCACCGCCUCCUCGUCGCCUCCCGCACAAGCUUCGUUUAGACCCUUCGCACCACUGGCGUCCCCCUCGGCCCAGCGUAGGGGCGUGAACGUAUCAAGCAAGUCGCAUCAAGCCUGGGGGACAGAGAUAGGAGCGUUCUGACGGCUUUUACGUACGAAGGACUUUUAGCAGUAAAUAUGGACGUACAAUAGGCUCUGUGCACAUUAGCACCCGGCCACAUCACUGUUAGCAUCACUACUUCCUGUCUAAUUUUAUCUCUAUGAGGUUUUUGCAGAUUCACGCUAAAAUUAAUAAAUAUUUAAAGAUCAGGCAGUGGACAGGGAGCUGCAGGUGGGUUAGAAUGAAUGAAUACAUCUGUGUUUAGAAAGAGAUGUUUGUGUUUCAAUGCUAACGCUAAUGCUAAUUUUGCGGCAAACAAAAAUAUUAAAACAGCAACACAAACUGAAGUAUUCUACGUUUAAACACAACUGAGUAGUAAGAGUUUUUACCUAAACUAAUUUGAAUAUUAAUACGCUGUUUAUUUUUUGCUUUACGAUUUUAAUAAAAGCGACUGUUAGCGUCGAGACACGGUGAGCUAGCUAGCGUGCUGCCGUGCACUGAGCCUAUAGGUGUCGUGAAUUUCAAUGCUGGACUUUACACGUGGGAGUAUGUCUGUAGUGCGUCGUAUCAGAUCGGACGAAUGGAGAAAGAUAUGUGCACCCAUAAUGCAACGGUGCACGUUUUGGUUUAGCUAACGCGAGGCGAAUCAGGAAGUGCCCUCAAAGCCUCACUUUUGGUUUAACUCUUUUCAGAACAUCAUUAAUGCAUGAAGCCAUCUUUGUACAGACUUGAAAGCCAUUUUAGAAAUAUCUGAAGUAGCCUAUUCAUGGGUUUCGGCUUCUUUAUAUCAUUUCAUAUUUAGUUUAGUUAAUCGCUACGACAACGACGCUAAUUUCUCAUCAUUCUGAAACCCACGGAUAAGUUCAUGUGUAGAAUUUUGCACCAGAGCCAUAUCAACGUUCCACGCUAAGACUGGCCUUCUGACUGUGAAAUUGCUGUUGAAAUAAUUCUCAUUUUAUUUUGUUUUCAUUACCGACGUCAUAAAGUGCCUUGAUCCUUGUUGACUGCGUGUUCUGAAUACUCUGUACAUGUAAUCCCCCCCCUUUAACUUCUAUCAAUAUAAAUGGCAAAAGGAAUAGCUGAGACGCUUGUGGUAUUUGUUCCCCCCUCUCGUCCCCCUGUGUCUGAAGUGUCUCCAUGACGGCUGGGGGGCGGGGGCUGCGGUCGUGUGGUGACAGCGGAUAAACAUGGUGGGAGCUGCUGAUGUUUUUGGGAUGCCACGGCGACGCAAACAGACCCAUCGGCCUCUAAUUGACCAGUCCCUGUAAUCAAGUUCAGACUCAUAUCAGCCCUCCCUGUCUCUCCGCCAUUCUUCCCUCUCCAAUCUUGCGGUACACCAACGGAUAUCUUUCUGGCCCGUUUUGUCUCCGCCACUGUCUCCUUAACAAUAGAAAGUCAGAGGGAGAAAACAAAUGGAAAGAUCUGAGGAGAUGUGGUUUAGAUGCUGAUA
Messenger RNA from Periophthalmus magnuspinnatus, 2649 nucleotides. RefSeq names its product hes related family bHLH transcription factor with YRPW motif like (gene heyl). Lineage: Eukaryota; Metazoa; Chordata; Actinopteri; Gobiiformes; Gobiidae. Bases 282 to 1241 code for a protein of 319 amino acids. The transcript is spliced from 5 exons. The record is from RefSeq and is a predicted model, not a curated record. Gene Ontology annotation, molecular function: RNA polymerase II cis-regulatory region sequence-specific DNA binding; protein dimerization activity; DNA-binding transcription factor activity, RNA polymerase II-specific. Gene Ontology annotation, cellular component: nucleus. Gene Ontology annotation, biological process: circulatory system development; regulation of transcription by RNA polymerase II; anterior/posterior pattern specification.